Messenger RNA from Kluyveromyces lactis, 1008 nucleotides. RefSeq names its product RNA polymerase specificity factor (gene MTF1). NCBI's taxonomy places the organism in Eukaryota, Fungi, Ascomycota, Saccharomycetes, Saccharomycetales, Saccharomycetaceae. Gene Ontology annotation, biological process: transcription initiation at mitochondrial promoter. The coding region runs from base 1 to 1008 and encodes 335 amino acids. The transcript has a single exon. Gene Ontology annotation, molecular function: mitochondrial transcription factor activity. Gene Ontology annotation, cellular component: mitochondrial DNA-directed RNA polymerase complex; mitochondrion; mitochondrial matrix. The record is from RefSeq and is a predicted model, not a curated record.
AUGACCAAGAGUUCGUUUCUGAAGUCGGUUCUACCACUAGCAAAUAAGAUUCAUACCAGUUAUGGAAGUCAAUUUGAGAAAAACCCCAAGGUAAUAAACCAAAUAUUAGACAAGUUGAAUUUAGAAUCAUACUACAAGUCUGAAAGCUUACAAAUACUGGAUAUAUACGCCGGGCCUUUGAUUCAAUCAGUCAUACUUAAUGAAAGACUGAAACCAAAGAAGCAUGUCCUGUUAGAGGAUCGAUUGAAAUUUGUGGAGUUGUAUCAAGCAACUUUGAAGGAUCACCCAUCGAUGGUUAAUUACAAUAAAAAUCCAUAUAAAUGGGAGACAUUUUUAGAAAUGACAAAUGAAGACAGAGUCCUUACUCCUAGCAUGCAGAAAAGAGAUCAUAUUCACAAUGAAUUCUUGAUCGCUGCCAAUUUGACCAAUAAAAAGGGUGAACAGCUAUACGUGCAAUAUUUGCAGUGUAUAGCGAACCAGAAUUGGAUGCAAAGAUUUGGUCUGGUCAAGAUGUUAGUUUGGAUACCUCAGCAAACUGCAAGGAAAUUAUUCGCACCAUUUUCAAACAAAGACAGAAACAGGCUUACUCUUCUAUCCGAAUUAGCUACUAAUACAAAGCUCGUUGCGACUUCUGAAAACUCAGUAAAAAAGUUCCUUCCAGAUUGCAUAGAGAAGUUUGAUCCCGUGAUAAUUCCCUCAGAUAAUAAAAGUCCAGACGAUCUUUCACUUGUUGAAAUCAACCCUAGGGAUCACAGCAUAGAUUUGGACCAUUGGGAUUUCGUAACGCAAAAGUUAAUGAUCCUUAAAUCCAAACCAGUAGAAGAGAUGAUUGAAAUUUUGGGGCAUGGGGCUCGUGAUUGGUUCAUUUCUCGUUUGGAUCCAGUCUUAUUGAAGAAAAAACCUUACGAGUUGACGUAUUUGGAAAUUGAUGAAAUUGCAAAAGUAUUUGCACUGUGGCCAUUUAAACCAUCUUUAUUAGUGGAUUUCUACGAUGAAAACGAGGAUUAG